GCUGCCUUCGCCGCCUCCGCCGCUCGGGCUCCCGGAGACAACAGCGACGGGGACGACGACGACGAGGAGGACUGCAGAGGGUCUGAGGUCUGUCAAUUAAAGGAAGAAAUAGCUGGUCUACCAAGAUGGGAUCUAUUGUUUGGGAAUGUGGUUAAUCAACUUGACAUGUUAGUCAAAUGCAAUCUAUAUAAUAAAAUGAAAAGAAAAGACAAGAUGAUGUCAUUUACCUGUAUUGUGAAACCAAAAACAAAUGCCUUUUGUCAGAUGAGGUUAACAAAGCUGUGUCGAUGCAAAGAAUAUUUAACUGUUUGCAAAGCUUAACAGCAAGAAGUGAAGAAGUAUUUCAAGCAGAGACCUGCAGGUGCAUGAUACCUAAAAUUAUAUUUAAUAGGCCUAUUUAUCUGAAUAUUAUUCAGAUCCAAGAAGGAUGGCUAUAAGUUGGAUAUUCUCCUGUCUUUGGUCCAUGACUAUGUUUGUGGGGUAUAUCAGUGGGCACAGUUUAUUUUCUUGUGAGCCUAUCACCUUGAGGAUGUGCCAAGACCUGCCUUAUAAUACUACCUUCAUGCCUAAUCUUCUGAAUCAUUAUGAUCAACAGACAGCAGCUUUAGCAAUGGAGCCAUUCCACCCUAUGGUGAAUCUGGAUUGUUCCCGAGAUUUCCGUCCUUUUCUCUGUGCACUGUAUGCACCUAUAUGUAUGGAAUAUGGACGUGUCACACUACCCUGUCGUAGGCUAUGUCAACGGGCAUACAGUGAAUGUUCCAAACUCAUGGAAAUGUUUGGUGUUCCUUGGCCAGAAGAUAUGGAAUGUAGUAGGUUCCCAGAUUGUGAUGAACCCUACCCUCGCCUGGUAGAUCUGAAUUUAGCUGGAGAGCCAACUGAAGGAGCCCCCGUGGCAGUUCAAAGAGACUAUGGUUUCUGGUGUCCCCGAGAGUUGAAAAUUGAUCCUGAUCUGGGCUAUUCUUUUCUUCAUGUUCGUGAUUGUUCACCUCCUUGUCCAAAUAUGUACUUUAGACGAGAAGAACUUUCAUUUGCUCGAUAUUUUAUAGGAUUGAUUUCCAUCAUUUGCCUCUCUGCCACAUUGUUUACUUUUUUAACUUUUUUAAUUGAUGUUACAAGAUUCCGCUAUCCUGAAAGGCCUAUUAUAUUUUAUGCUGUCUGCUACAUGAUGGUGUCAUUAAUUUUCUUCAUUGGGUUUUUGCUUGAGGACCGAGUAGCCUGCAAUGCAUCUAGCCCUGCGCAGUACAAGGCUUCCACAGUGACGCAAGGGUCUCAUAAUAAAGCCUGCACUAUGCUUUUCAUGGUGCUCUAUUUCUUUACCAUGGCUGGCAGUGUCUGGUGGGUCAUACUUACCAUCACAUGGUUUUUGGCAGCCGUGCCAAAGUGGGGGAGUGAAGCUAUUGAGAAGAAAGCAUUACUUUUUCAUGCCAGUGCAUGGGGCAUUCCUGGAACUCUCACUAUCAUCCUUUUAGCUAUGAAUAAAAUUGAAGGUGACAAUAUCAGUGGCGUAUGUUUUGUCGGCCUCUACGAUGUUGAUGCAUUGAGAUAUUUUGUUCUGGCUCCCCUCUGCCUGUAUGUGGUAGUUGGAGUUUCUCUUCUAUUAGCUGGUAUCAUAUCCUUAAACAGGGUUCGCAUCGAGAUUCCCUUAGAAAAGGAAAAUCAAGACAAGUUGGUGAAGUUCAUGAUCCGGAUUGGUGUGUUCAGUAUUCUGUAUCUUGUACCACUGUUGGUUGUAAUUGGAUGCUAUUUUUAUGAGCAAGCCUACCGUGGCAUAUGGGAAACAACAUGGAUACAAGAACGCUGCAGAGAAUAUCAUAUUCCAUGUCCCUAUCAGGUAACUCAGAUGAGUCGACCAGACCUAAUUCUGUUUCUGAUGAAAUAUUUAAUGGCUCUCAUAGUUGGUAUUCCCUCCAUUUUUUGGGUUGGAAGCAAAAAGACAUGCUUUGAAUGGGCCAGCUUUUUUCAUGGACGCAGGAAAAAGGAGAUGGUAAAUGAGAGUCGCCAAGUCCUUCAGGAACCUGAUUUUGCCCAGUCCCUUUUGAGAGAUCCCAAUACUCCUAUUAUUCGAAAAUCAAGAGGAACCUCUACCCAGGGAACAUCCACACAUGCGUCUUCUACCCAGCUGGCUAUGGUGGAUGAUCAGAGGAGCAAAGCGGGGAGUGUCCACAGCAAAGUGAGCAGCUACCACGGCAGUCUCCACAGGUCUCGUGAUGGCAGGUACACACCUUGCAGUUACAGAGGGAUGGAGGAGAGACUCCCUCACGGCAGUAUGUCACGUCUAACUGAUCACUCCAGACACAGCAGUUCUCACCGGCUCAACGAGCAAUCACGGCAUAGCAGCGUGAGAGAUCUCACCAAUAACCCCAUGACUCACAUCACCCAUGGGACCAGCAUGAAUCGGGUUAUUGAAGAGGAUGGAACCAGUGCUUGAUUUGGUUUGUUCAGCCGGGUGAACUUGGGCUCUUGUGAAACCUGGAUUCCAUUUCUUUGCCAUUGCAUGACUGAUUACAGUAACUCAGUAUUAUCAUGCUUUCAGUCAGGUGCUGAUUGUGUAUGUUGGGAAAGCAAAAGUGUCUCCUGUUUUUUAAAAUCAUAUUUUUACAUUGCAUUAGAAUUGGAAUAUUGGAUGGUCCAACAAAUUAGAAAUUAAGAAAUUCACUCAAAAUAUAGUUCUGUUCAAGGUUAUUAAUUACUAAUUUAUUCAGUCUUUUUUCCCCCAGUAGACACUUUAUGGAACUUCUUAUUUUAUAUUUAGAAAAUUUUAAAUGUGUAAUAAUUGCCACUUAAUCAUCCUUUAUAUAAGAAGAAGCUGAUGUUGACACGAUAUUAAGGUAUCCAAGGAAAAAAAACAGCAGAUUCUGAUGUUAAAGGAAUUUUGUGUCAGAUAAAUAACUUUGUUUCCACUAAGUAAAGAAGGCUUUCAUAUUAAGAGCUAUACCUAGAAUUUCAGAAACCAUCAAUUGUGUUUUAACAAAUGCUGCAGAAAUACAGUACGAAAAUCUGACUAGUCUAUUAGAGACCGUUUGCAAAUUCUAUUUUAAAAAAUAGUAACUCCAGAGAUUACAUACUAGGAUUAGCUUUAGAGGAGAAGAAGGUAAGGGAUUCCCCUCCCCUACCCUCCCCACAUAAUUUUGUCAUUCUCACUGUUAUCAAGUAUAACUUGUGCUCAUUUCUAGCUUGUUUACUUGCAUGGCAUAGAAACUUCAAUUUGUAUGCAGCUAAUCACUUAUAAUAUUGUAGAUUUUAAAGAAAAUCCAUACUCAGAUCAAUUCCAUCGAGGUAUGUAUGAGGAUAAGGAGACAAGAAUUUAUAGUGGCCAUAAUCUCAAAAUACCUUCUCUUUUUUCAAUGGUGAAGCAUUUUCCCAUAAUGAAACUUUGUCUCUGCCCUGUUUUCUGAUCAGUAAAACAGCUAAAGUGUUGAAGAAGAGAUAGGAUGCUCACAAAAUACCAAACCUGACUUUGGCGUCUGGGCCCCUCUGCUUGUCUUCUGGCAGACUGUCUGCACUCACUUGCCUUGCCUGAAGAGAGUCCAAACUCUCCACUGACACCCUUGUUUCCAGUUACUGAGUAUUGAGUGUAAUUCAACAAACAGUUUAUGAAGUGCCUACUAUUUUCACUCCAGGUAGUGUGUUUAGGCACUGGACAUGUGAAGACAAAAAUGAAACCACCCAUCUCCUCAAGGAAUUUCCAUUCCAUUAGUAAUUCUCAUUUCCAUCUAAAAUAUUUCCGAAAUUGCUGGAAUCCAAAGGAAUAGUUAGUUUUAGGUGUGUGGAAUAUAAAUAGAAGCUAAAUGAAACAUAGCUGUGCUCGUAACAAAGUACCUCUUCCUCCUCAAAAUAUUAAUUCAAAAGUGUUGGUGAUUCUUUGUCUUGUAAGUCACUGUCAACAUUAGAUUGUGAUCCUUUUUAGGCAUGUAAAAUUGGUCUGGAAUUAAUGAAAUUAUUAGAAAAUACCAAAUUGUUAUCUGCAUAGUUGGAACAUUUGAAUUUUCUUGUCCCUAAUGUUGGUUUGAUGGCACCUAGUAACCAAAAACAAGAGCUAAAUUUCAACGGCAUAUUUAUGUGUGCUUCAUAGUCCAGAUGCAUUGUUUGCCUCUUUAAAACAUGUGUACCAUUAAGAACUUUAAGGCAUGCAGAAGUGCCAUGAUAGCCUGCUGACUAACAAGUGUUUAUCUUGCUGCUUCUUGCUGCCUCCUUUUUAAAACAAAAUGUAAUUUUUUAUAAGACACUGUACUUAACACUAUAUAUAGUAUGCUGCAAAAUAACAACUCCAUUUGUUCUGUUGUUUUUAUCCGACAAGUGAACAACUAAAUAUUUCUUUUUCAAGUACAUAUAUAUAUAUA
Molecule: messenger RNA, 4340 nt
Organism: Phascolarctos cinereus (koala)
Lineage: Eukaryota; Metazoa; Chordata; Mammalia; Diprotodontia; Phascolarctidae
Gene: FZD3
Product: frizzled class receptor 3
Biological process (GO): canonical Wnt signaling pathway; non-canonical Wnt signaling pathway
Cellular component (GO): plasma membrane
Molecular function (GO): Wnt-protein binding; Wnt receptor activity
Source: RefSeq, a predicted model, not a curated record